Molecule: messenger RNA, 2036 nt
Organism: Ornithorhynchus anatinus (platypus)
Lineage: Eukaryota; Metazoa; Chordata; Mammalia; Monotremata; Ornithorhynchidae
Gene: CA11
Product: carbonic anhydrase 11
Exons: 9
Coding region: 798-1793 (331 amino acids)
Molecular function (GO): carbonate dehydratase activity; zinc ion binding
Source: RefSeq, a predicted model, not a curated record
GGGAAAAGCAAAGAAGCAGAGGGAGAGGUGGGGAAGGAAGGGUAUGCAGGGGGAGUUAAGGGAAAAGGGGUAGAGAAUGAGCAAGAUAAAAUAAAGGUUUGACAGAAGAGAAAUAAAGAAGGGGGGAUACAGAAACCCAGGAAUGAGAGAGAGAGGAGAGGAAGGGAGGAAUAGGGAGAUAGUGGGUUAGAGAAAAAGGACCUGAGAGAAAUAGAAAUAAAGGCAGAAAAGAGGGAUUGGAGAAAGGGGAGGAAGAGAAAGGUAGAGAAGCGAGAGACGAAUAUGGUAAAGGGAUAGAGGUGGGGAGAGAGAAAGAUUGAAAUAAAUUGAAGAAUAAAUAAAGGAAUAAGAGCUGAAGGAACGGAAAAGGGAAAAGGAGAGGAACAGAGAUCAGGAAGGAGGGGAGAGAAAUAGGGGAAAAGAGAGGCAGAAAUAGAGGGCCAGAAGGAGCUAGAAGUGAAGAGGGGAAUGUAUUGAUCGGUAGGGAGGAAGUGGAAAAGCUGGGCGGUGGAGGGGACAGGGGGUAGCUGUCCUGACCCUUUAGGGCACCCAUCCUGAGGCUACCCCGGGGGACAGGUUGGUGAGGAGAGUGGGGUAGGGGGAAGGAGUAAGAGAAAGAGGGAGAGACCCAGUGGGAACCAGGCAGAGCGAAGCAGAGAUUGGCAGCGAGACAGCACACAGAGAGGGGGUAGGGCGGUGGAAGGUUCCCUCCCCUCCAGCUUUCCCUUCCCAGGGGGUCCCCCUGCCCCUCCCUGCCUGGCCCCUUCCCCUUCAGGAACGGCUGAGCGGCCAGGGCCAUGGGGAGAGUAGGUGGCCUCAGCCCACCUAGGGUCCUGCUGCUGCUGGGGGCCACACUGGGGGCCACAGCUCACAUCCGUCCCAUGCUGGCCCCGGAGGACUGGUGGACCUACAAGGACAGCCUCCAGGGAAACUUCGUUCCAGGGCCGCCGUUCUGGGGCCUGGUGAAUGCGGCCUGGAGCCUCUGCGCCGUGGGCAAGUGGCAGAGCCCCGUCGCUGUGGACACCGGCAGGGUCCUCUAUGACCCCUUUCUGCCCCCGCUGAGGCUCAGCACUGGUGGAGAAAAGCUCCGGGGGACCCUGUACAACACGGGUCGCCACGUGUCCUUCCUGCCGGCCCCCCGACCCGUGGUCAACGUGUCGGGGGGCCCCCUGCUCUACAGCCACCGGCUCAGCGAACUGCGGCUGCUCUUCGGCGCCCAGGACGGGGCCGGCUCCGAGCACCAGCUCAACCACCGGGGCUUCUCCGCUGAGGUCCAGCUGAUCCACUUCAACCAGGAGCUGUACGGCAAUCUGAGCGCCGCUUCCCGGGGCCCCAACGGGUUGGCCAUUCUGGCCCUCUUCGUCAACGUGGCCGGAAACUCCAAUCCCUUCCUGAAUCGCCUCCUUAACCGCGAUACCAUCACUCGCAUCUCCUACAAGCACGACGCCUACUUCCUUCAGGACCUGAACCUGGAGCUCCUCUUCCCUGACAGCUUUGGCUUCAUCACCUACCAGGGCUCCCUCACUGCCCCGCCUUGCUACGAGACGGUCACCUGGAUCCUCAUCGACCAGCCCCUCAACAUCACCUCCCUGCAGAUGCACUCCCUGCGUCUCCUGAGCCAGAACCCGCCCUCUCAGAUCUUCCAGAGCCUCAGUGGGAACACCAGGCCUCUGCAGCCCUUGGCCCACCGGGCCCUAAGGGGGAACACCGACUUCCAGCACCCAGAGCGCCGUUGCCGGGGCCCCAAAUACCGCCUUCACGUGGAAGGCUCUUCCCCACCAGCCACUUCGUAACUACCAAGACUCCCUGCCUCUGGAGAAGAAAGCUGUGCCACCUCCCACCCCCUGCCAAGACAGACCUUCACCGCCAACGUCUAUUCCCCUUUCCUGAGGAGCUCCCGUCCCCACCCCUUCUCAGAGAAUCUUCCCAAGAAGGUGACUUUCCAUGAAGAUCUCCAUCAUGGGAGCGGGGCAAACCCCUUCCCCUGCACCCUCAUGAUUGGGUACCUCCAAUUAUUAAAGAUUUAGAAUACUUCA